CCUCUUCCUCCUCCUCCUCGUCUGCCAGCCCAUCGCUCCUCUGCUGCAGCAUCAAAACUAAAUCUGAGAAAUCUCAUCUGCUGGCGCUGCUUUCGCAAGGUGAAAAUCACCUGGAGGUUUCCUGUGGAUUUUGUUUGAGGAAUCGUCCGCAGACAUGUCGCCUUUCCUGCGGAUCGGCUUCUCCAACUUUGAGAUGGAUCCCGGUCUGGCGUACCACGAGGAGGUGCUGAGCCCGUACUGUGCCGUCUACAUGAAGGAGGCCAUCGACACAGAAAAAGGUCAAGUGUACAAGCAGAAGAAGCCGACCAUGUACCCGCCGUGGAGCACUACGUUCGAUGCCCACAUCCACCGCGGCCGCAUCAUGCACGUGAUGGUGAAGGACCAGACGGCCGAGCUGAAGUCUGAGGCCACGGUGGCUUUGGACACGCUGGCGACGCGGUGCAAGAAGGAGAACGGCAAGCUGGAGAUCUGGCUGGAGCUGAAGCCUCAGGGUCGCCUGCUCAUGGAGGCCAGAUAUUACCUGGAGAAGAGCGACGCCGCGGGUAAGACGGAGGGAGACCCGGAGUCUGAGCCGGAGAGAGACGGAUUGUUCGCCCUCCAUCAGCGACGCGGUGCCAUCAAACAGGCCAAAGUUCACGUCGUCAAAUGUCACGAGUUCAGCGCCACGUUCUUCCCUCAACCGACCUUCUGCUCCGUCUGCAAAGAGUUUGUUUGGGGUCUGAACAAACAGGGUUACCAGUGCAGACAAUGCAACGCAGCGAUCCACAAAAAAUGCAUCGACAAAGUUAUCGCCAAAUGCACCGGCUCAGCCGUGAACAGCAAAGAAACGAUGAUCCACAAGGAGCGCUUCAAGAUCGACAUGCCGCACCGGUUCAGAGUCUACAACUACAAAAGUCCCACCUUCUGCGAACACUGCGGGACUCUGCUGUGGGGACUCGCCAAGCAGGGGCUCAAAUGUGAGGAGUGCAGCAUGAACGUUCAUCACAAGUGUCAGACGAAAGUCGCCAACCUCUGCGGCGUCAACCAGAAGCUGAUGGCUGAAGCUCUGGCCGUCAUCGAGAGCACGCAGCAGGCCCGAAGCACCAAAGACAGUGACAUCAUCGGUCGAGAAGGUCCAGUAAGCGUCGGUCAGGCCGGAGUAGUCCGAGCUCCGUCGGGGUUAAUCAUGGGAUUACCGGCCUCAGCUACGCCUGCGAACAAAGAGCUGCAGGGGAUUUCAUGGGACGGGCCCACAGACUUCGGCGGGUCGGUCGCCGAGGUGUCGACACAGGAGGAGCCGCUGUACGCCGUCCCGAGGAAAGAUCACCACGCCAAGUUCGCCUUGGAAGACUUUGUCCUGCACAAGAUGCUCGGGAAGGGCAGCUUCGGAAAGGUGUUUUUAGCCGAGCUGAAGAAGAGCGGCCAGUUCUUCGCCAUCAAGGCUCUGAAGAAGGACGUGGUCCUGAUGGACGACGACGUCGAGUGCACGAUGGUGGAGAGGAGGGUUCUGUCUUUAGCCUGGGAAAAUCCUUUCCUCACGCACCUUCACUGCACCUUCCAGACCAAGGAGAACCUGUUCUUCGUGAUGGAGUAUCUGAACGGAGGAGAUCUAAUGUUCCACAUCCAGAGCGUCCGCAAGUUUGACCUGCACAGAGCCACCUUCUACGCAGCCGAGAUCAUCUGUGGGCUCCAGUUCCUUCACUCGAAGGGAAUCAUUUACAGAGACCUGAAGCUGGACAACGUGCUGCUGGACUCCGAGGGUCAUAUAAAGAUCGCAGACUUUGGCAUGUGUAAGGAAAACAUGCAGGACGACCUGAGGACCUCCACCUUCUGUGGGACGCCCGACUACAUCGCCCCUGAGGUGACGUCACGCUCAAUACACGCCAUCGUAGCCUGA
Messenger RNA from Paralichthys olivaceus (Japanese flounder), 1876 nucleotides. The record is from RefSeq and is a predicted model, not a curated record. NCBI's taxonomy places the organism in Eukaryota, Metazoa, Chordata, Actinopteri, Pleuronectiformes, Paralichthyidae.